AUGUCGUCCGAUGAAGAACCGAGUACAAGUGCGCCAAGUGCAAAAAGAAGAAAAUACCAACAAUUUUAUAAGAAAGAAUGGGAAGAGGAAUUUCCAGGCUGGUUGCAAGUUGGUCGAAAAGGAAUAAACAGCGCGUAUUGCAAAAUUUGUAAUAAAGAUAUUAAUAUCGCGUCAGGGAAAGACGCUUUGAGGAAGCACAGUUCUUCUCAAGGACACUUGGCAUCAUCGAAGAGUUUGAAAGCACAACCGAAGAUAUCCUCGUUUACAGUGGCAAAAAAUCCAAUUCCAGAAAUACAAGUUAAACAAGGAGAAAUAAGAUUAGCUUCAUUUGUGGCCGAACAUAAUCUACCGUUUACCAUUAUGGAACAUCUUCCGAAGCUGAUCCAGGCCGUUUGUCCAGACUCCAAAAUUGCAAAAGAUCUGAAAUGUUCCACAACGAAAACACACGCAAUCGUAGAUAAUGUAUUAGUUUUGCAAGCUGUAGUUGGACCUAACUACAGAUUCAUUUGCAUCGAUGUUGGAGCCUAUGGAAAACAAAGUGACAGUGGGAUAUUUGAUCUUUCUAACUUGAACGAACUACUUCAGCGUGGUGCUCUCAAAGUGCACUCUGAGGAAAAAUUGCCCGGCAGUGAUUUGCGUGCACCUCAUGUGAUAAUCGGGGAUGAAGAUUAUCCUCUGAAGCCAUAUUUAAUGCGUCCUUAUCCUGAUAGAACUGCUGGACCCGAUGAACAUAUGUUCAACAAACGAUUGUUCCUUGCGAAACAAACUGUAGCAUUUGGUAUCAUCAGUAAUGAAUGGCGCAUACUUCUAAAGGCAAUAGGUUACUCCACAACGAGCAGAUAUAGCAAUCCAUCUAUUAUCAGUAUUGCUGAACAUUGGUGCGAAGACAUUAAUCUGAGCGUCAUGUCGAUACCUGGUUUCAAACUAGUAUCAAGUUUCUGCCGAUCAUCACGAGAGCAUGGUGGUACUGCCAUUUUUGCCAGAUCUCGUCUUCAAGUGACAAACAUGGACAUUUCCAGGUUCUCCGUGGAAAUGGAGUGCGAGUUCUGUGCGUGGGUGCUAACUUCACGGACACGUCCUGCGUAUGUGGAUAAAAUACCUGGACGUAAAAAACUCAGCACAACACUUUUAAAAAAAUGCUAUCAAGAAUGUAUUGAUGGUGCCCGCAGAAGGGUAAACUCAGAUGCGGUUAUUUUGUGCGAUGGUUGGAAGAAUUCAUCAAGCAACACCAAGACCGUGGUUACUAUGUUGCACUCAACAGAUGGUAAAAGCGGUUUUAUUGAUGCCAGGGAUUUAACGACUGAAUCAGAAACUGCAGAAAAACUUGCAGAGAUAAUUAUGGAAUCUACAACAAUUGUCAAAGAAAAAUAUAACGUUGACGUGUACGCUGUAGUUUCCGAUAAUGCUAGUGCAAUGGUUGAAAUGGGUUCUCUAAUAAGACAUCGUAUGUGGCACAGUACAUGCAAUUGUCACACAGGUAAUCUUUUAGCAAAGGACAUCCUAGAUAAAAAGUUAGUGGACAACGUUGUUCUUGUACUAAAGGAAUUCAAACAAUCUGAUUUUGAAAAGAUGAUUAUAUCCAAAGGAGGGCGUAUAAUUAAGCUUCCUGCCGAGACGCGUUGGUGCUCUUAUCGUGAUUCAUUUAAAAGUCUCAUAGAGAUCCUGCCUUAUAUAAAACAAAUUCUAGCAGCUACAAGGAAAAAAAUUAAGCCUAAAGUAAUCGAAUUGAUAUUCAAUGACGACUUUAUUGAUGAAGUCCAAAAAAAUUUUGACAUACAAAAUCCAAUUUGCAAUCUUAUCAAUACCUGUCAGAGCGCUGAAAUGUCCCUAGUAGAUGCUGUGAAUCUUUGGCUGACAUUGAAGGUACCAGAAAUUUUCGUAGAAAAACUGAAAAACAGGCAAGAGAUAGCGCUUAACGUGUAUGCAUUAACAGCGUACUUUCUUCAUCCGACAUAUGAUAUUUCGAAGCUAACAUCUGCUUAUACUAUAAAAAUAAACGCUUUCCUAUUCAAACUACUCGACAACAAAGGCAUAGAAGAAUGGGACAAAUUUAACACAAGAUCAGGUAUGUUGCAUAAGUAUUCAAAACUAUCUUUAGUACUUAGCACUCCUAAUCAGCAUAUUCAAAUUCUUUUUCAUAAAAAGGCAAACAAGCCUUUAGUAUUUUGGAGGAUGGCCCAAAUGGAAUGCCCGGUCCUAGGCAGCUUAGCGCUCAAAUUGCUUAAAAUUCCUGCCUCUUCUGCUCAACUCGAACGAUUGUUCUCUAACUGGGGAUACAUACACACCCCUCUACGAAAUAGAUUAUCAUUCGAACAUUCUAAAAUGUUGGUACACUUAUAUUUCACCCUGCAGAGUGACAAUAUUGAAGAAAAUUUGGAUCCUGAUUCAGCAUCCAGUUUAACCAGUGACGUAGAAGAUUAAAUAAACAUUAUAUUUUAUGUUCAUAGCUGUGAAUGUUAAUUUUUUGUUCGUGUUGAAUGUUUUUUUCAAAGUUUUAUUAAAAUAUUGAUAACGUU
Messenger RNA from Coccinella septempunctata (seven-spotted ladybird), 2516 nucleotides. RefSeq lists its product as uncharacterized. Gene Ontology annotation, molecular function: protein dimerization activity. NCBI's taxonomy places the organism in Eukaryota, Metazoa, Arthropoda, Insecta, Coleoptera, Coccinellidae. Bases 1 to 2421 code for a protein of 806 amino acids. The record is from RefSeq and is a predicted model, not a curated record. The transcript has 7 exons.